AUGGAGGGCCUUUUCGAGGAGUUCCGCAACGCCUACAAGGCCAGAUCCGGAUACUCUCUGGCACAAACGCUCCAGCCCUUCAGCCCAGCCAACAAGCCUGGAAGGCUCCGGUCCAUCUAUCUGAGCACAAACAUCCAAGAAGUCAAGGCCGACGUCAAGUACAUGCUUCAGGGUCGAGGGUCUGGAUCUAAGAAAUUCAAGCUCGACCACGAGGAGGCCAACGGCUGGAUAGAGGUCUACACGGCCUACUGGAAGGCUAUCGGCGAGAUCUUGAAAGUGGAAGGCGACUCCAGUACUGGAGGUAGGUCAUCAUCAUGGACAAAGGUGUAUGAGACGUGGAAGGAGUUCACCACCGCUCUCAUCCGAGGUUACACGAAUUACGGAUUCGAGGCCUGGACAAUUCCUUGUCUUUACACCGCAGGUAAGCAUCUGCGACUUUUCGCUAUCAGCUCGGACGAGGAGCGCAACACCACCGACGCUGCUGCCAACGCUAUGGAGCUGGGUGACGACUUCGAUCCCGACUUGGAGAAGCAGAAGCAGCUCCGCGACUGUGAGCAACAGCUCAAGCGCAUUUUCACCUUGUGUUUGAGUGACAGAGCGCCCCUCGAAGACUCAAGAAAAUGGGCCAUCUACUUCGUCAUCAACCUGCUCUUCAAGACCUACUUCAAACUUAACUCCGCCAGCCUUAGUCGGACGAUCCUCAAGGCCUUGUCUACGAACCGUGGAGACAUGCCCCCGUUGGAGGCAUUCCCCAAGUCACAGCGGGUCACGUUCAAGUUUUACGAAGGCGUACUUUUCUUUCUCGAGGAGAACUAUGUCGAGGUAGGGAGCCUUAGGGAUCGAAACCUGUCGAGUAUACAUCUGACAUGCAACAGGCCGAGAAGCAUCUCACUGAGGCAUGGUCCCUCUGUCAUAAGGACGCCAAGAGCAAUCAAGAGCGAGUCUUCCCAAAUCUUCUUGAGAAUCCUUACGUACCUUAUUCCCUGUCAUCUCCUCACCACCCACACCCUCCCAAGCAGCAAACUCCUUGAACCGUUCCCCCGCCUGCAGAAGCUGUUCCUCCCACUGUCGCGCUGCAUCCGCACGGGCGACCUGCGCAACUUUGACCUUGCUCUCCAGGAGGGCGAGGAAGAGUUUGUACGCCGCAGGAUCUAUCUCACCCUGGAACGCGGCCGCGACAUCGCGCUGCGUAACCUCUUGCGCAAGGUCUUCAUCGCCGGCGGUUUCGAGGAGGCCAAGGACCCCGGUGCGGCGCCGGUCCGUCGGACCAGAGUCCCUGUCGCCGAGUUUGCGGCUGCAAUCAGCAUCGGCAGCCAGGAGAGUGUGGAUCCCGACGAGGUCGAAUGUCUGCUGGCCAACAUGAUUUACAAGAACCUCAUGAAGGGCUAUAUCGCGCGUGAGCGCGGGAUUGUCGUCCUGUCCAAGAACGGGGCGUUCCCCGGAACAGGGGUGUAG
This is a messenger RNA of Colletotrichum spaethianum, 1455 nucleotides long. RefSeq names its product protein CSN12. Bases 1 to 1455 code for a protein of 484 amino acids. The record is from RefSeq and is a predicted model, not a curated record. Lineage: Eukaryota; Fungi; Ascomycota; Sordariomycetes; Glomerellales; Glomerellaceae. The transcript has 5 exons. Gene Ontology annotation, molecular function: double-stranded DNA binding; RNA binding. Gene Ontology annotation, cellular component: transcription export complex 2. Gene Ontology annotation, biological process: transcription elongation by RNA polymerase II; post-transcriptional tethering of RNA polymerase II gene DNA at nuclear periphery; poly(A)+ mRNA export from nucleus.